Messenger RNA from Trichechus manatus latirostris (Florida manatee), 1179 nucleotides. RefSeq names its product polyamine modulated factor 1 (gene PMF1). The coding region runs from base 145 to 762 and encodes 205 amino acids. The record is from RefSeq and is a predicted model, not a curated record. Gene Ontology annotation, biological process: chromosome segregation. Lineage: Eukaryota; Metazoa; Chordata; Mammalia; Sirenia; Trichechidae. Gene Ontology annotation, cellular component: MIS12/MIND type complex. The transcript is spliced from 5 exons.
GGUGUCCCCUCCCCCGCCCCGCGGGGGCUGGUAAUAGAGAUCCCGUCGGUUCCAAUCGGAGGCUCCCAGUGCUGGGAGCAGCCAAUCGGGGACUUCGGUGGGCGGGGCGGCCGGGCCAGUUAGAUUUGGCGGUUCGACUUCAACAUGGCUGAAGCGAGCGGCAGUGAUUCAAGUAACCGCUGUGAGGAAAAUGGGCGUGAGGGUUCGUCCCCGAAAUCUUUGCUACCUGGCACUACCAUUUCGAGGGUGAAGCUCCUCGACACCAUGGUGGACACUUUCCUCCAGAAGCUGAUCGCCGCCGGGAGCUACCAGAGGUUCACUGACUGUUACAAGCGCUUCUACCAGUUACAGCCUGAGAUGACCCAGCGGAUCUAUGACAAGUUUAUAACUCAGUUGCAGACGUCUAUCUGGGAGGAAAUCUCGGAAAUCAAACAGGAGGGGAACCUGGAAGCCAUCCUGAACUCCCUAGACAAAAUCGUGGAGGAAGGCAGAGACCGCAAGGAGCCAGCAUGGCGCCCUAGUGGGAUCCCGGAGGCAGACCUGCGCAGCACCAUGGCGCCCUACUUACUGCAGCAGCGGGACGCCCUGCAGCGCCGCGUGCAGAAACAGGAGGCCGAGAACCGGCAGCUGGCGGACGCCGUCCUGGCCGGGCGCCGGCAGGUGGAGGAGCUGCAGCUGCAGAUCCAGGCCUGGCAGCAGGCCUGGCAGGCACUGCACGGGGAGCAGAGGGAGCUGGCGGCUGUGCUGAGGGAGCCGGAGUGAGCAGACGCCGGCCGAGAGCCUGGGGCCCUGGGUGAGCUGCUCUGGGAACAGCUGCAAUGGCGCCCAGCCCCUAAGCAGUGAUGGAAUCUGCUGGAAGAUGAGGCCAGAGAGGCCCCUGUACUGGGCUUUAGACACCCUUUGGGGUCACACGCACACUACCUUCAGAUUCCCCGUUUUCUUCUAACUCAAGGAUUCUUGGCCAUCUCCCACCCUGGGAAUCAGGCACCACGUGUUCUCUUCUCUGGGGUCGGCCGGCGACACAGGGCCCCUUCGCCCGCCCCGCCCGCAGUUCCUGAGCCUGCCGGGGACCUGGCUGGGGAAUCUGUUUCCAAUCUCCACUGAUGGCCCCCUUGCCGGCCAGCCGGGAGCCUCCCAUGUUCUCCCCACAUCCGUAAAUAAACCUCGUCUGCACUGUAA